AUGACUAAUCAGAACGAAGAGGCAGAAGAGUUGAUGCGCAAGGUUGAGCGCGAAGAGGACGACGCAAGGGAAAUGGAUGAGACACGAAAGUGUUUUCACGUAUGCAUCAUCAACUUGGUGAUAGGGACUCUUUACUGCAGUAAAGGUAAUUUUGAAUUCGGAAUAUCUCGUGUGAUCAAAGCGAUGGAGCCUCAAGAGCGAAGGCUUGGCACGGACACCUGGUACUACGCGAAACGAUGCCUUCUAGCCACUAUUGAGACGAUGUCGAAACAUUUGGUGGUCAUCCGCGAUUCCGUCGUCCAUGAAUGCCUGAAAUUCCUGAGCAGAUGUGAA
This is a messenger RNA of Cooperia oncophora, 333 nucleotides long. The record is from the annotation of a GenBank genome assembly. Lineage: Eukaryota; Metazoa; Nematoda; Chromadorea; Rhabditida; Trichostrongylidae.